Molecule: messenger RNA, 1239 nt
Organism: Postia placenta MAD-698-R-SB12
Lineage: Eukaryota; Fungi; Basidiomycota; Agaricomycetes; Polyporales; Adustoporiaceae
Exons: 6
Coding region: 1-1239 (412 amino acids)
Source: RefSeq, a predicted model, not a curated record
AUGACUUACACCGAAUCGUCGCAAGUCUUCUCUUCACACCUCCACAUCAUAGCGCACGUAUAUGCCGUCAGUGUGAGCAUCAAAAUUAAUCCAUCGAUGAGUCUCCCCACUAUGCACAAUUUCCCAAUCACCGAAGCCCGACUUAUCGCGUUAUUCUUGCAGAGCGUCACAUACGGUAUACACAUGCUCACCUUCACGAUCUGCAUAUGGACGCUCUUCAAGCGGACCGGCGUACGUCGCAAUCUCUGCAGCUGGUCUUGGUUCUAUGUCGCAACGGCAUUGUUUAUCGUCGGCACGGUUGACGUUCUAUUCAAUCUGUGCCACAACGUCUCCGCGUUUGUCAACAACAACCACAGCGAGGGCGACGCAAAAGCGGUGUUCCUGCAGAUCUCGUCAAGAGUGAAUAUCAUGAGGGUAAACAACUUAUGGUUGCUCGCCGUUAGUUCGUUCGUCGCUGACGGCCGCCCUACCCAGAGUGCCUGGUACGAUAUUGUGACAGUCAUCUCGGACGCGGCUUUGAUAUACCGCUGCUGGAUUCUAUGGAACAGGCGGUGGUGGGUCAUUGCCAUGCCAUUGUUGCUAGUGAUGGUAACUAGCGCGACCGCUGUGGCGAACCUAUCCUACAUGCACACACUCGGAGAACUGUCUAUUACGGACGGAAACAAUAAGCUCUAUCCGCUUCUGACGUCCGUCUUCGCUAGUACCCUGGUUCAUAACGUAUACUGUACAGGUGCAAUCAAUCAAUUCUUGUGGCUGCUAUUAGGCAUGAUCGUGUAUAGGAUCUGGAGGGUCGACAGGUGGACGUCUUCUCUCUUUCCUUCCAGCACUUCCACUCGUCGCCGCUCGAAACUUGCAGCUGUGAACACGGCAAUCGUCGAGUCUGCGGUCAUAUACACUGCUUCGGUUCUAGCGACAUUCAUAUCCACAUACAGCGGUACCAACGCCUGUUAUGGUCUAUCAGACAUGACUUUGGAGAUCGUUGGCAUCUCCUUCGACCUCAUCAUCAUCCGGAUCAGUGGUGACGCCUCUUCGCAAGCGUUCAGAGAAGGCUCCUAUCCUAUCCAAGUCCGUGUCUCCACGACCACGGUUAAGGGGGAUACAGAGCCUUCGGGAUGCAGAGGCAUACUUGGGGACAUGGGUACCAGUCUGCCUGAGCUCCGAUCCUCUGUCUCUCCGGAGCUCAGCUUGGAGUUCGACAAGGCAAUGGACUUCGUUGGUGGAUCAAUCCGUCAAGUAUAA